UGUCACGAGAUCUGCAUCAUACAUUACACACAUCUGAACACUGGGGAGGAAGCAGAUGGACUGGUUCCUGUGAGUUCUAGUCAAACACUCCCACUGCACACACACACACGUGCUUUUGAGUCCAGGUGAGACAGGAAUACUCUCGACUGUUUAGACACGUCCCACUGGGGGAGGGUGAAGAGAAAUGCACACACACACACACACACACACACACACACACACUCUGAAAAACUCACGCAGAAUGAGUGACUGCUGCUGUGUUCAGGUGUCUCCUCAGUGCCUUGACUAAUGUUGAUCUUCAUCACGUGAAGAACCUCAGAUCUCACAGGCUUCAUUACUGCAUUACUUCAUCUUUCUGAUGGAAGGUGUUCUGGACGCUGCGCUCCGUGUGUGUGUGUGUAAACUGACGUUCAGUGCGCUGUUGUGUCCGUCUGUGGUCACACACACCGUCACAGCGGUCAGUGUUUGCUGCUGCUGCCUGCUGUUAUUCACGGACCUGGCCGUCACCCUGUUUCUGCUCUCCGUCUGGCUCACGGAGAUCUGGGUGACGCCUUUCAGCGUGUCUUCGGAUGUGGUGGCCCUUCGAUUCCUGCUGUUUCUCUGCCAGGCCUACGGAGCCGUGCUGUUGCUGACGCCGCUCCUGAUCGCGGUGGAGUUGCUGGUCGAUCUGCUGGACGGGACGGCCACGGGACACUCGGAGCAAAAUGAAUCUAAGCGUCUUUCUAGGACGAUUGGCUGUUUGGGAUGUCUGCUAGCGUGGGUUGUGAGUGGGAUCUAUAGCAGUCAUGACUGGACGCUGGAAGGGUUCGCUGUGGAGGCCUGUUUGAAAAGAGGCGGACGUCUCGUUACAUGCAUUCCCGACACGGAUGAGUCGUCCUGGGUUCUUCCGGCAAUGCUGGUCCUGUUGAGUUUGGGUCGGCUCAGGUCUGACUCGUGUAGAAACACACAGAUAAAGGACGGCUGUGGCGUUCACAGGGACGGGUGUGUUUACGGUGAGCAACGAUGGUCCUGUCCAGGGAACGAUGUCCAAACCGGUUUGGCAGACAAACCAAACCUAUCAACGUUUGCACAGUCUAACACCGAUCUUCUACAGGAGGUCACAUCGCUGGCUGUUUUUAACAAACGGUGUUGUAUUCCUGAAAGGGAAAGUCCCCGCUUUAGGCUAGACGCGCUCACAGGGUUGGUAUGCAUGGCUCUGGUUUGCGUUUUUCCCACAGUCGUCAGUGGGAAUAUUCUCCUUAUCUUAAACUUGGAGAACAUGGUGGUGAACACAUUUAAACUUUUAUCUCAUUCGGUCAACAGACUCCCGUAAGUCUGAUUAUAGAUGAGGUUUGUGAAGCAGAACGAGAUGGCCGACCUGUUAUUGUCCAUGCAAAUUCAUUUGAUGGAUCGCCUUGCACACGUACCGCAGCAAAAUCUGACGCAAAUGCAAAUGAAGCCUGGGGUUAUGUUCAUGCGUGUCUACAUCCAGGGACCCUUUUGUUACGGAUUUUUUAUUUUUUUUUGUUCACAAAUGUAAUUUUAGUCUGUUUAUUAAUGUUUUUACUCUACAUUUGUGCUGUUUUUGGAGGAUUUGUGAUAUCUUUGAAAUUUCUAUAAAUAAAUAAAGAAAUAUUUAUUUAAA
Messenger RNA from Pimephales promelas (fathead minnow), 1624 nucleotides. RefSeq lists its product as uncharacterized. Lineage: Eukaryota; Metazoa; Chordata; Actinopteri; Cypriniformes; Leuciscidae. The record is from RefSeq and is a predicted model, not a curated record.